This is a messenger RNA of Jaculus jaculus (lesser Egyptian jerboa), 1900 nucleotides long. RefSeq names its product dopa decarboxylase (gene Ddc). The transcript is spliced from 15 exons. The coding region runs from base 127 to 1569 and encodes 480 amino acids. Gene Ontology annotation, molecular function: aromatic-L-amino-acid decarboxylase activity; pyridoxal phosphate binding. NCBI's taxonomy places the organism in Eukaryota, Metazoa, Chordata, Mammalia, Rodentia, Dipodidae. The record is from RefSeq and is a predicted model, not a curated record. Gene Ontology annotation, biological process: serotonin biosynthetic process; catecholamine metabolic process; amino acid metabolic process.
UUGGCUUCGGGGAGGCGGACACUUUGUCUACAUAAGUGGCAGUCGCAUCCUCUGUGCCUUCUAGCUGUCACCAAGGAGAGGAGUGAGAGAGCUGGGGAGAGGAGGCGGACCCAGGGCCUUUUCACCAUGGAUGCAAGUGAAUUCAGGAAGAGAGGGAAGGAGAUGGUGGAUUAUGUGGCUGACUAUCUGGAAGGCAUUGAGGAUCGCCAAGUCUACCCUGAUGUGGAGCCUGGCUACCUGCGACCACUGAUCCCCACAACUGCCCCCCAGGAACCAGAAGCCUUUGAGGACAUCAUCAAGGACAUUGAUAAGAUAAUCAUGCCAGGGGUGACCCACUGGCACAGUCCCUAUUUCUUCGCUUACUUCCCCACGGCGAGCUCAUAUCCAGCCAUGCUUGCAGACAUGCUGUGCGGAGCCAUCGGCUGCAUCGGCUUCUCCUGGGCUGCAAGUCCUGCAUGCACAGAGCUGGAGACAGUGAUGAUGGAUUGGCUGGGAAAGAUGCUGGAGCUACCAGAGUCGUUUUUGGCCAGAAAUGCUGGGGAAGGAGGAGGAGUGAUCCAGGGAAGUGCCAGUGAAGCCACCUUGGUGGCCCUGCUGGCUGCUCGCACCAAAGUGACCCACAGGCUGCAGGCAGCCUUCCCGGAGUUGACCCGGGCCACUAUCAUGGGAAAGCUAGUGGCUUAUUCAUCUGAUCAGGCACACUCAUCCGUGGAAAGAGCUGGAUUAAUUGGCGGAGUAACAUUAAGAGCAAUCCCUUCAGACGGCAACUUUUCCAUGCGUGCUUCUGCCCUGCAGGAAGCCGUGGACCAGGACAAAGCAGCUGGCCUGAUUCCAUUCUUUGUGGUGGUUACACUGGGGACCACAUCUUGCUGCUCCUUUGACAAUCUCCUUGAAUUGGGUCCCAUCUGCAACCGGGAAGACAUGUGGCUUCACAUUGAUGCUGCAUAUGCUGGAAGUGCAUUCAUCUGCCCUGAGUUCCGACAUUUACUGAAUGGAGUGGAGUUUGCAGAUUCAUUUAACUUUAAUCCCCACAAGUGGCUUUUGGUGAAUUUUGACUGCUCUGCCAUGUGGGUGAAAAAUAGAACUGACCUGACCGGAGCCUUUAAGCUGGACCCUUUGUACCUGCAGCACAACCACCAGGACUCCGGGCUUAUCACCGACUACAGGCACUGGCAGAUCCCGCUGGGCCGGAGAUUCCGCUCUUUGAAAAUGUGGUUUGUCUUUAGAAUGUAUGGAGUCAAAGGACUGCAGGCUCAUAUCCGCAAGCACGUGCAACUGGCUCAUGAAUUUGAGUCCCUGUUACGCCAGGACCCCCGAUUUGAGAUAUGUGCAGAAGUCAUUCUGGGGCUGGUCUGCUUUCGGCUAAAGGGUUCUAACCACCUGAAUGAAGCUUUGCUACAAAGAAUAAAUAGUGCCAAAAAAAUCCACUUGGUUCCCUGUCACCUCCGAGACAAGCUGGUGCUGCGAUUUGCCAUCUGCUCUCGUAAGGUGGAAUCUAGCCACGUGCGGCUGGCCUGGGCGCACAUCAGGGAGCUGGCCGGCAGCGUGCUGGCAGCAGAGAAGGCGUGAAAGCCCAGCUGGCUGCAGAGAUAAAAAGCCGACCAGAAGUAAAUCUGAAAACUGGAAUAAGAAAAAGAAAAUAACAUCCUGGCUCUGUGGAACUGAGCAUAUAUUUAGCCUCACAUGAAUCUCCCAAACUAUGCUGUAACUUGUGAUUUUGUGUGUGGAAACCUAAUGUCAGUGGCUGUAAUGCUUGUUCAUUAUUUGGCCAUUAUUUUGUUGAUUAAAAUGUCAAAUGCUCAUGGAGCUAUUUGUGAUGGUAGGAAAGGUUUACUCAAAAUUAUUCCUAUGGCAUUUACUUUGUUAUGUGGCUAAUGAUUAAUAAACAAUUGAUGUCCAA